AUGGCAAACCCACAACCCGAUGACUUCGACUCCCUCUUCAACCUCGAAGAGGAAUACUACACUGAAGGCUAUAAUCUCGGCGUAGCAGACGGUUCUCGUGCCGGUCGCAUCGAAGGCCGCCUGUUCGGUCUCGAAAAAGGCUUCGAGAAGUUCGCAGCGAUGGGAUCGCUGGCUGGUAGAAACGCUGUCUGGGAAGCAAGAAUUUCUGAUCAAGAUUCUGCUACCACCGAACAAAGCGAGUUUAAAUUGCCCAAAUUGUCCGGAGGGGCCAGGUUACAGAAGCAUUUGCAGACUCUGUUUGCUUUGACAGAGGCCGAAAGUCUGUCUACCGAGAACAAUGAAGAUUCGGUUUCUGAUUUUGACGAUCGCCUCAAGCGUGCUGAGGGAAAGGUCAAGGUCAUCGAGAAAUUGGUUUCUGAAGGUCCUCUGACCCUCGAGGCUUCUCAGCCUGUUGCUUCAGGAAGUGGCGUUGCACAAGAACGACGUCAAAUCAAGAUCAAGAGAACAGAUGCUGGUGGUGAAAGCAGCAUGGAAGAUUUCAAUAUUCGCCAUGCUCGCUCCUAA
Aureobasidium musti is the source of this 564-nucleotide messenger RNA. Lineage: Eukaryota; Fungi; Ascomycota; Dothideomycetes; Dothideales; Saccotheciaceae. The record is from the annotation of a GenBank genome assembly.